Molecule: messenger RNA, 1012 nt
Organism: Hevea brasiliensis (rubber tree)
Lineage: Eukaryota; Viridiplantae; Streptophyta; Magnoliopsida; Malpighiales; Euphorbiaceae
Product: proline-rich receptor-like protein kinase PERK15
Exons: 3
Coding region: 223-693 (156 amino acids)
Biological process (GO): protein phosphorylation
Molecular function (GO): ATP binding; protein kinase activity
Source: RefSeq, a predicted model, not a curated record
UCUCUCUCUCUCUCAGUGAUCGUGGUAGCAUAACUGUUGGUUGGUUGGGACUCUGCAACGAUUGAUCAUGGCUUCCUGCUUUCGGUGUUUUAAUGAAGAGAGAGCUGACACCACAGGUAUUGUUUAAAGUAUUUCUGAUGUGUAUGGGUUUGUCUCUAUUUUCUUUUUUAGUAUAAUUGGCUAGCACUACUGAGCCAAAACUGAUUGAGCUGAUUGGCGUAUAUGUCUACUCUUUCUCACAUUUCUCUUUCUCCUUUGAUUUUCUCAUAUGUUGGACCAGAACCAAAUCCACUUGGGUUUAGGAAAUAUAAGUAUGAGGAACUAUCACAGGCAACCCAACAUUUCUCCAACGCAACAUGCCUUGGCUCAGGUGCUUUUGGUGAAGUCUUCAAAGGAACAAUAGAUGGACAAGUCGUUGCUGUUAAGAAAAUUAAAUAUAAAAUGGAAGAACAGCAACAAAAUAAAGUAGAGGAGAUUGAGUACCUUAAAAGAGUGAGUCACCCAAAUGUUGUUAAGCUGAUUGGCUAUUGUGAUGAAGGUGCUGAUAAAUUGCUUGUCCUGGAAUUUGUUCCCAAUAGGACCUUGAGAUAUCAUUUAAAUGAUGAAAAGAACAUUUUGGAGUGGUCAAAGAGAAUGAAAAUCGCUAAAUACACUGCGUAUGGGUUGCAUUAUCUACGUGUAAAUUGUGAGUAAUUUCACUGCUUUCUAUAUACUAUAUGAUUAGAUGUUUAGGCUGGAUGUGUGUUCGUUUCUUUCUUUCUUUCUUUUUUAUUUUUUAUUUUUAAGUGUGCUAUUAAUAUAUUUUCUAUUAAAAUUUUACUAUCUUUCCAGGUAAACCUAAAAUUAUACACCGAGAUAUCAAGACAGAUAAUAUUCUUCUUAACGAAGAAUUUGAACCAAAGGUUGCAGAUUUCUCCCUUGCCAAGUUUUUACCAGGUGCCAAUAAUGUUAGCCAUAUCACCAGUGUAUUGAGAGGAACUAACGUGUAAGAUCAUUUUUCUUUUUCUUGUUA